This is a messenger RNA of Sinocyclocheilus grahami, 1735 nucleotides long. Its product is annotated as soluble scavenger receptor cysteine-rich domain-containing protein SSC5D. The record is from RefSeq and is a predicted model, not a curated record. NCBI's taxonomy places the organism in Eukaryota, Metazoa, Chordata, Actinopteri, Cypriniformes, Cyprinidae. Gene Ontology annotation, cellular component: external side of plasma membrane; membrane. The transcript is spliced from 8 exons. Bases 55 to 1242 code for a protein of 395 amino acids.
GCCGUCACAGAGACAAAGACGCUUCUGAAGAGACUGACAUAUUAACAGGGCACAAUGUUAAAUUCUUUGUGGCUCAUUCUCAUAUUGGAUUUUGGAAAUGGACCUCCAAUCGAAGCUUUUCUGAGGUUGAUGAAUGGUAUCGGAUUUUGUUCUGGACGAGUGGAGGUUCUUUAUAAUGGAAUAUGGGGAACAGUGUGUGAUGAUGGCUGGGAUCUAACAGAUGCUGCAGUGGUGUGUAGAGAGAUGGGCUGUGGGGAUCCGAUCGAGGCAAAGAGUUUUGCUUAUUUUGGAGAAGGUUCAGGACAGAUAUGGAUGGAUGAUGUAAAUUGUGUUGUCAGUGAGUCUUCACUGAUGUUCUGUGGGACACCUGGAUGGGGAACACAUAACUGUGUGCAUUCUGAAGAUGCUGGAGUCAUCUGUGAAGCCUUUAUAAGGUUGGUAAAUGGCACUAACUCUUGUUCUGGACGAGUGGAGGUUCUUCAUGACGAUCAGUGGGGAACAGUGUGUGAUAAUGGCUGGGGUCUAACAGACGCUGCAGUCAUAUGUAAAGAGCUGGAUUGUGGGAAAGUGAUUGAGGCAAAGAGUGCUGCUUAUUUUGGACCAGGUGUAGGACCAGUAUGGAUAGAUGAUGCACAGUGUACUGGGAGUGAGGCUUCACUGGUGAACUGUACAUCAACAAAAUGGGGAAUACAGAGCUGUGAACAUUUAAAGGACGCUGGAGUCAUCUGUAACAAUGUGAAGCUGGUCGAUGGUUCCAGUGAGUGUGAUGGCAGAGUUCAGAUUCGGUAUAAUGAGCAGUGGGGCGCAGUGUGUCACUCGGGCUGGAGUCUAGCAGAUUCUGCAGUGUUGUGUCAAGAGCUGGAUUGUGGAGACACUGCAGAGCUGAAAGAGUAUGUGGAAACUUCAGGGCAAACAUCGAUGGAUGAACUGGCCUGUACAGGAAAUGAGUUUACAGUGCGGGACUGUCCUUUUACCGGAUGGGGUGUGAGCAGUUGUUUGAAUGCGGGAGUUUUUUGCCAAACAACUGUGAGACGAGUUGUGGUAAAGAUUGUGGUGAAGGCCGAGAUUGGAGUCAACGUCAAUGACCCAGAUAUCAAGAAUAAGCUUCUGGAUAUGAUGAGGCAUGUGGUUGAAAGUAAAGGGAAGUAUAGUGUGAACUGGAGAACACAUCCUGAUGAGCAGGUAUUCCACCAGCAGAGAACAGCCACAGACAGGGCUAAAGAACUAAAGCAGCUAAACUAGGCAGCUGCACAGUCAGGACAGCAAGGAGAAAGAUUUUAUUUCUGAAUAUAAAUCUAAAUUAACUUUCCUAGUGACGCUACUGCCUUCCCUCGCCUCUACCUUAGAGCGGCAUCAGCAGUCUGCAUGCAAAACACCCUGAAGUACAUCCAAAACUGCCUUCAAAGCGAAUUAAACUGUCUGUACAGGAAUACAAAAGAUGACGACUUUUGCUGCUAUUGAUGACAAAUUAGUUUUAAAGCCCGUCACGCGCUUCUGAGAGGUAGGCUUGUGUAUGUGUGUGUGUGUGUUUGUUUGUUUGUGUGUGUGUGUGUGUGUGAAAGCAGGGGAGAAGUCAUGUGGCUCACCUUAUAGUGCGUGCGUAAUAUUUAUUGUAUAAAGCCUAUGACAUAUAUUAAUGUUUAUAAUAUUUAUAACCGCUACUAAGAGCUGUGCAUGUGCAAGCAGCAGAAUUUUGGGGUGUAUGAGCACCUAUUGCACACCGUCAAAUCCUAAU